AACCGAAUUGAAUCCUUUAAUUGACCGAGCAAUUGAAUUCCUCUCCGGGCUCUCUCUCCGUAAAGCUGAAUCAACCAGCAGCGCCCAAUCCAGCAAUGGCUGAAGAAGGGAGACCAGAUACUCAGCUCUUUCAGCUCCUCUCGCAUCUUCUUCAAGAGGUAGAGUCAUUAACCAAUCAGGAAGAAGUUGAAUUGCGUGCAAAAAUUGAAGCACUUGGAUUAGAGGUUAGCAAAGUGCCAUCAAAGCCAUCUGAACAUCUUGACGAGCUGGAAAUAGCGAAGGAGUUGGACAAAUUAUCAGCUAAGUUGGAUGAUGUAGAUGAGAUGAUAUCCUCAACCAUGGCUUCAGACCCACAGGUGCAAUCUCUUUUGAGUAGUACUGCUGAUGUAUGGAUGCCGGUCAUCACAGCUACUUCUGAUGAAAGACGUACUUUUACAGUGCCGGCAGAAGAUGGUAACAGAGAAAACCAAGGGAAGAAUCCUGACUGAUGCUUGGGCUCUUAUUUCACUUUAUUGUGUUCCUCUCUUUUUUCUCUAAAUAAAUAACUCUUUUAUUUUCUUUCCCUUUAUUGUUGCUUGUGUCCAAAAAAAAAAAAAUGUUACAAUCAACAAUUGAGUAUGUUCUCUUUUAAGCGACUGUAUUUCUA
This is a messenger RNA of Macadamia integrifolia, 646 nucleotides long. RefSeq lists its product as uncharacterized. The record is from RefSeq and is a predicted model, not a curated record. Bases 96 to 488 code for a protein of 130 amino acids. The transcript has 3 exons. Lineage: Eukaryota; Viridiplantae; Streptophyta; Magnoliopsida; Proteales; Proteaceae.